Carlito syrichta (Philippine tarsier) is the source of this 5107-nucleotide messenger RNA. It is a transcript of the gene RGL1, whose product is annotated as ral guanine nucleotide dissociation stimulator like 1. Gene Ontology annotation, molecular function: guanyl-nucleotide exchange factor activity. NCBI's taxonomy places the organism in Eukaryota, Metazoa, Chordata, Mammalia, Primates, Tarsiidae. Gene Ontology annotation, biological process: Ras protein signal transduction; positive regulation of GTPase activity. The record is from RefSeq and is a predicted model, not a curated record. Gene Ontology annotation, cellular component: plasma membrane. The transcript has 19 exons. The coding region runs from base 474 to 2885 and encodes 803 amino acids.
GGGGUUCCCAUAGAAACGCUUUUCUGCGGUCCAGCCUAGGGGGUCUGAGGUUGGCUGCCAUGGGCGCCUGCGGCGGGUGGCCUUGGCUUUUGCUGCCGCCGUCCACGACCUGUCAUUGGGGUCCUGCGUAAGGUCCGGUCGGCCGGGACUUGGCUGCGGGUUGGGAUGGACUGGCUGCCCGACCGAGUCCCCUGCAGUUGGCAGGAGUAUGGGGCGGAGUGAUGCACACCCGGGAGCCCAGCCUCGUUCUAAUUGCCCGAGACGUUGCUUCGGACUGCGCGCUGCCGGGGGCUGUGUUCCCGAGCCGGGAGCCGGAUUCCCGGGGUUGGAACGACGCUACGCGGCCAGCGGGAGGUCCCCAAGGACGGAGCCGAAAGGUCAUUUCUUAUCUGCCAGCGUUGUGUGACAGCAUCGCGACGGGACCUGCAGAGCCUGAACUCGAUUCGUAAUGCCUCCUGCCUGCCCCUUUCAAGAUGGAGGGGAAAACUGUGGGAGAGUCUACUCAAGUGGCGUCUAAAUUCAAACUUUCCACCAAGGUAGAAAGCACAGGACACUGGCUGGUGGAGGAUCAUACUCGAAUAUGGGAAGUUUUAAAGACAGAGGAGAGCUCGAUUCAGGACUGGGGUGAAGAGGUAGAGGAAGGAGCUGUUUACCAUGUCACCCUCAAAAGAGUCCAGAUCCAGCAGGCUGCCAAUAAAGGAGCGAGAUGGCUAGGGGUUGAAGGGGACCAGCUGCCUCCAGGACAUACAGUCAGUCAGUAUGAGACGUGUAAGAUCAGGACCAUAAAAGCUGGAACCUUGGAGAAGCUUGUGGAGAAUCUGCUGACAGCUUUUGGGGACAAUGACUUUACCUAUAUCAGCAUCUUUCUGUCAACGUAUAGAGGCUUUGCCUCUACUAAAGAAGUGUUGGAACUGCUGCUGGACAGGUAUGGAAAUCUGACAAGCCCCAACUAUGAAGAGGAUGGAAGCCAAAGUUCAUCAGAAUCCAGGAUGGUAAUCAGGAAUGCAAUCGCUUCAAUACUGAGGGCCUGGCUUGACCAAUGUGCGGAAGACUUCCGAGAGCCCCCUCACUUCCCUUGCUUACAGAAACUUCUGGAUUAUCUCAAACGGAUGAUGCCAGGCUCUGACCCGGAGAGAAGAGCACAAAAUCUUCUUGAGCAGUUUCAGAAGCAAGAAGUGGAAACUGACAAUGGGCUCCCCAGUACCAUCUCCUUCAGCCUGGAAGAGGAGGAAGAACCGGAGGGCGGAGGGUCAGCGGAAUUCACAUGCUUCUCAGAGGACCUUGUGGCUGAGCAACUGACCUACAUGGAUGCACAACUAUUCAAGAAAGUUGUGCCUCAUCACUGCCUGGGCUGCAUUUGGUCUCGAAGGGAUAAGAAGGAAAACAAACACUUGGCUCCUACAAUUCGAGCUACCAUCUCCCAGUUUAACACCCUCACCAAAUGCGUUGUCAGCACCAUCCUGGGGAGCAAAGAACUCAAAACCCAGCAGAGAGCCAAAAUCAUUGAGAAGUGGAUUAACAUCGCUCAUGAAUGUAGACUCCUGAAGAAUUUUUCCUCCUUGAGGGCCAUCGUUUCAGCGCUGCAGUCUAAUUCCAUCUAUCGGUUAAAAAAGACGUGGGCUGCAGUCCCAAAGGACCGAAUGCUGAUGUUUGAAGAACUUUCAGAAAUCUUCUCAGACCAUAAUAAUCAUUUGACCAGCCGGGAACUACUGAUGAAGGAAGGAACCUCCAAAUUUGCAAACCUGGACAGCAGCGUGAAAGAAAACCAGAAGCGGACUCAGAGGAGGCUUCAGCUCCAGAAGGAUAUGGGCAUGAUGCAGGGAACUGUACCCUACCUGGGUACCUUCCUGACUGACCUGACCAUGCUGGACACUGCUCUUCAGGACUACAUCGAGGGUGGACUGAUAAACUUCGAGAAAAGGAGAAGGGAAUUUGAAGUGAUUGCCCAAAUAAAGCUCUUGCAGUCUGCCUGUAACAGCUAUUGUAUGACCCCAGACCAAAAGUUUAUUCAGUGGUUCCAGAGGCAGCAGCUGCUCACAGAAGAGGAAAGCUACGUCCUCUCAUGUGAGAUUGAAGCAGCUGCCGACGCCAGCACCACCUCACCCAAGCCUCGGAAGAGCAUGGUGAAGAGGCUCAGCCUACUGUUCCUGGGGUCUGACAUUAUCCCCAGCACCACUCCCACCAAAGAGCAGCCCAAGUCCACUGCCAGCGGGAGCUCUGGUGAAAGCAUGGACUCUGUCAGUGUGUCAUCCUGCGAGUCGAAUCACUCGGAAGCUGAGGAGGGCUCUAUUACUCCCAUGGACACCCCUGAUGAGCCUCAAAAAAAGCUCUCCGAGUCUUCCUCCUCAUGUUCCUCCAUCCAUUCCAUGGACACAAAUUCCUCAGGGAUGUCGUCCUUAAUCAACCCCCUCUCCUCCCCUCCGUCCUGCAACAACAACCCUAAAAUCCACAAGCGCUCUGUCUCUGUGACGUCCAUUACCUCGACUGUGCUGCCUCCCGUUUACAACCAACAGAACGAAGACACCUGCAUCAUCCGCAUCAGCGUGGAGGACAACAACGGCAACAUGUACAAGAGCAUCAUGUUGACGAGCCAGGAUAAGACCCCUGCCGUGAUCCAGAGAGCCAUGCUGAAGCACAAUCUGGACUCGGACCCGGCCGAGGAGUAUGAGCUGGUGCAGGUCAUCUCGGAGGACAAAGAACUUGUGAUUCCAGACUCUGCCAAUGUCUUUUAUGCCAUGAAUAGCCAAGUGAACUUUGACUUCAUCUUACGCAAAAAGAACUCCAUGGAAGAACAAGUGAAACUGCGUAGCCGGACCAGCUUGACGUUGCCCAGGACAGCUAAACGGGGCUGCUGGAGUAACAGACACAGCAAAAUCACCCUCUGAGGGGAGGGACCGUGGCCCCUCACUUGCCAACGGCAGAGUGUGGCUGAGGACAGGCUGUGAUGAUUGCAACUACCAUCCAGUGUUAGAGGAUCACGGGUGAAGUCGCCGAUAUUGAGUGCCUGUGGUGUGCAAAGCACUAUGGUAGGCACUGGGGCGAAAUUGGAAAGGAAUUUGGUGGGAAAAGGAUGAGCGAUUCACUGAUUCUCUUUGACUUAUUUGAGACAAGUGCAAAAUGAUUCCCGUUUAUAAUAUAUAUGCACACAUAUGUGGUAUGUAUGUGUAUAUAUAUAUAUAUAAAUGUAUAAGAGGGACUUUAUGGGAGAUUCUGGACUAUGGAAAAACAGAUUUGCACAACGGCCUAAGAAGUUGAGGUCACUUUUUACAGGGAAGGAGAAGGAACUAAAACCCAGGCUCACGUCUUCCAAGCAAAGGGGAUCAGUCCUGGGAAUAGAGUGCCCUUUGUGCCAGUAUUACAAGAAGUCCAAACUUUAUUUUUUAUAAGGGGAGAGGAUGACUUUCUCAAUCAAGUGCCACCAGAUAAAAAACAACUGCAGAGGCUGGAACUGCCACAGGCUGAAUGAAGGACCACUCUGGAAAGGGUUUGGAUGAGUCGGUGGCUUCUGACCUCUGCCUGCAUUUGCCACUUUCUGCUGCCCCAGAAAGGCCAAGGGCGCUCAAGAGCCCCGUGUGCCUCGCUGGCCUAGCCAUCACGACACCUCUGCGGUCGACACAAGCUCAUUGCAGUUUCUGGCAACCCCUUUGUGUUUCUUUUUAACCCCUAACAAACAUAUCAUAAUCAUUAUUGCACAAAUAGCUGUGUUCUUUGGUAACCUUCAGCCAGAAAAGAAAGCACGAGAGAAUGGCAGCUCCUUUGGACCCUGAUCUGUCUUGGAAUGUCACGACUUCGUUGCCUUUUCUGAUUGCCUUUUGCAUGUACAGCUGUGUGUCUGGAGUCCUCUGCCAUCUGGAUCCUGGUACCUCCAUAUUAUGUGCAAUUUGUUCUCAGGUGUGGAAAUUUCUACUGCGAUUGACUACAUUUGAUCAUUUUGAGCCUGUGAAAGAUUUCUGAACAGCGACUGCCCUGUGAAUAGCCCCUUGGAAGACAUUCCCUGUUGAUAACGGCAUCCGAAUUUACUCUUAACUCUUAUAGCAUUACUGUGCCUAGUCAUGUCAUGGGGAAAGAGAUGGGGCUACAUAUGUUAUCUAAAUCAUUUCUCAGAGAGGUACAUUCUUCCAGAUGGAGUUAGUAACAUUUUUUUUUCCAGGUCCCCACACUUGCUAUCACAGUGUCAUUGUUAAGUGACAUUUUCUGUCUCUAGUAAGAACAUUUCACUCUCCCAUAUCUGAGCUGUGCUGAGGUUUGAACUAAAAGCCAUAUGUGGAAUAUUGACAUAUGUAAGAAGCACUUUCAGAAUGUUGUCCUUUUUAAGAAAAAAUUCUGAAAAUACCAGUUUUUAUUCCAAAAAUAAAGAGAACGAACCCGGAAUAUGAAGUGCAGAUUGUAACAUGGAGCUUUUUUUUUUCUCUCCUAAUGCUGUUAAGACAGCUCUCAAAGGUUGUGUGGGUUUAUGUUGCAUAAACAGCCAUGUGAACUCUGUAAGAAGCACCAGGGAAGGUUUAGAGAUUUGUGGCAAUGGACCAAAGAAUGAGCCAGGAAGUCCUCUGAUUUCCUCUCAUCUUUCUAUGCGACAGGACUGUGCAUUGUAAGGACCGACUGGGGGUCAACUAGUUGAAAAGCACUUUCUUCUGUGUUCAAGGCAUAUCUGAUUUGUGCUUCUGUGCUGGGUGGAGAGAUGGCCAGGGUGGCAGCUGUCAUGGAGAUUCAAGUAAAUGUAGCCUCAGCCUUGGUGUGCAGGUCAAAAAGAAAGCAUAAAGCUAUUGGCCUGGCUUAGUGUGUGACUUUCAAGACAUACAUGUUGUGCCCUGUGCUCGCCAUGUGUAUUUAUACUGUAUAUGUAGAGUCUAGAUUUAUAUACUGCAAUGUAAAAAUAUAUAUAUUUACCUUUUUUAAAGACAAUGGAAAUUCCAAAUAGAUGAAACAUAGCCUCGUUUAUUUAAUGUCACUUUAAAUGUCUGACACGUGUUUCCUGGUGGACAGCCGGGUCAUGCUUCUAGCUGCUCGCAUGCUUGUCUUUCUGCAUCUCCAUCAUCUGUUUACCUUUUGGUUAAACUAAUAAACUGGUUUGGGACUUGGUUGGCUUGUGCUGCCAGACCCAAAGGGA